This is a messenger RNA of Cetraspora pellucida, 475 nucleotides long. NCBI's taxonomy places the organism in Eukaryota, Fungi, Glomeromycota, Glomeromycetes, Diversisporales, Gigasporaceae. The record is from the annotation of a GenBank genome assembly.
AUGUGUCCCAAGUCUGCUGCUUGGGACCGAGUUCAAAUUAAGACUCAACUUCUGGAGUCGAUAAAAAUGCAACAACAAACAUACAACGGAUUACCACCAGAAUAUACCGAGAAUCGCGCAGGACGCAAAUUUGGUGGUUGGGAAAAUGAUAGUCAUAUGUAUAAUGGAUAUAAUUUUAAUUUUGGUAAUUUGAAGGUUAACGAAAGUAAUCUCAAGGUUCAAAUGGCAUUCGUGCGCAAGGUUUUUUCGAUUUUAUUCGCACAAAUCUCCAUGUCAGCCGUUGUGGCUGGAUUGAUGAUGCAUAAUAACAUUAUUAAAUCUUGGGUUCAAUCACAUGGCUGGAUCAUUUUUGUCGUUUCUAUCUUGACAUUUGUUCUUUUACUCGCCCUUCAAGUAAACCAUCGUUCUUAUCCUACAAAUUUUGUUCUGCUUGCUGCUUUUACGCUUGCAGAAAGUUAUACAGUCGGUACUGUUG